CGUCCCGUCCCGCCGGCAAAGAUGGCGGCGGCGGCGUUGAGGCGACGGUAGCGGCGGCCAUGGAGGCGGAGGGCGGCCCGCUGGGCCCCGGGGAGCGGUGGGCGCCGGUGGGCGCCGUGUCGGCCGCUACGGCGGAGGAAGAGGAGGAGGAGGAGGCAGCGGAGGAGGAGGAAGGCUCGCCGCAGUCGGUGCCGCGGCUGCGGGCGGAGCGGCGGCGGCUGCACGGCGCGCUGCUGGCGCUGGCCUCGCACUUCGCGCAGGUGCAGUUCCGCUUGCGGCAGGUGGCCCGGGCCGGGCCGAGCGAGCAGCAGCGGCUGCUCCGCGACCUGGAGGACUUCGCCUUCCGCGGCUGCCCCGCACCGCUGCCCCACGGGCUCGGUGACGCCCCGAGUGCGCGUGAGAAGCAGGAGCAAAUUGAGGUCCAGAAGGAGAAGCAGAGAGAGCUGAUCCUGCAGCUGAAGACACAGCUGGAUGACCUCGAGACGUUUGCUUACCAAGAGGGCAGCUAUGAUUCUCUACCACAGUCUGUGGUUAUGGAGAGACAACGGAUGAUUAUAAAUGAGCUGAUAAAGAGGCUGGACAUGGACUUGAGUGAAGAUAUUGCAACGCUGUCUCCAGAGGAACUGCGACAGCGUGUGGAUGCUGCCAUAGCACAGAUUGUUAAUCCUGCCAGGGUGAAGGAGCAGCUGGUGGAACAGCUGAAGACACAGAUAAGGGACCUUGAAAUGUUCAUCAACUUCAUUCAGGAUGAAGUUGGAAGCUCUGGUAAGGCAGAAGAUGGAGACUCUGAAUGUGCUGGCAGAAAAGACGGUGGUGGCUCCUGCAGACCAAAUACACGGCCUUCUGGAAACAGAGUGAACCCAGAGGACGCCAGGAAGAUGCGAGAGACGGGGCUGCACCUCAUGCGUCGCAUGCUUGCUGUGCUGCAAAUAUUUGCUGUCAGCCAGUUUGGCUGUGCCACGGGUCAGAUCCCUCGCACCCUCUGGCAGAAGGACCAAGCCAACAAGGAUUAUUCCCCCUUAAUUAAGAAACUGGAGGUGUCAGUAGAGCGGGUGAGGCAGCUGGCUGUGAAACACCAGCGGGAAGACCACGUCAUCAGUUCCUCCGACCUGCAGGACAUUCCCUUGGGUGGCAGAGAUGAGCUGACCCUGGCUGUGCGGAAGGAGCUGACCAUUGCUUUGAGAGACUUGAUGGCUCACGGGCUUUAUGCCUCCUCUCAAGGAAUGAGCCUGGUAUUGGCACCCAUCGCGUGCCUGAUCCCCGCCUUCACCCCCUCGCCCCAGACCAUGCACCCCUGGGAGCUCUUUGUGAAGUAUUACAACGCCAAGAACGGACAGGCCUUUGUGGAGUCCCCAGCUCGCAAGCUCUCCCAGUCCUUUGCCUUGCCCGUGACAAGAGGAGUGGCCAUCACUCCCAAACAGAGCCUGCUGACAGCUAUUCACACCGUCCUGACAGAGCACGACCCCUUCAAGCGCAGCGCGGACUCGGAGCUGAAAGCUCUGGUGUGUAUGGCCCUGAACGAGCAGCGCCUGGUCUCCUGGCUAAACCUCAUCUGCAAAUCCGGAGCUCUGGUGCAGUCUCACUACCAGCCCUGGAGCUAUAUGGCAAACACAGGCUUUGAGAGCGCUCUCAACGUUCUCAGUCGCCUCAGCAACUUGAAGUUCAACCUCCCGGUUGACCUGGCUGUCCGGCAGCUGAAAAACAUCAAAGAUGCUUUUUGAUGUGUUUUUAUUGGAGAUCAUCCACAUGGGGAUUUCUUUUUUCCACAGGUAGGCAGCUGCUGGGCACAUGAAGCCUGGCUUUUUAAAGACUUGAGUUUGUCUCUUUGAAACUGAAGUUUGCUUUUAGGGAAAUCUUAAUGGUGUUUCAGUGUGUGUUCUACGCCGCAAAGCUGCGGCACCUCACCCUGACGCUUUCAAGUGUCUCUGUGGAACAGACCUGCUGAGCGUUCAGCACGUGAGGGUGGUGAGGCUGGCUGCCCUGAGCGAGGGAUAGCCCCUUGGGCUGUGCAGCAUGGCUCCUCUGCUGCCUCCAAGGGGUUAUUCCUCAAAGCUCGUGCUCUAAGUGAUGCCCCUACAUGACCUCUCACAGAAGAGCCAGGCAAGCUGGCCCAGGGAUGAGUGACUUGCACUCCCUUGUGUCACAGCUGUGAACAGCGGUGUUGGGGAGGCCUCAGCCAUCCAGGGAAGGGGGCACAUUGUUCUUCAUGCUGGUGAUGGUGGUUAACUUGUUUUACAAAGCCUGUAUUGCAGUAGCCUCGUGUGUCACAGGGGAUACAUUAAAUUGUUUCAACAGUG
Colius striatus (speckled mousebird) is the source of this 2297-nucleotide messenger RNA. It is a transcript of the gene RUNDC1, whose product is annotated as RUN domain containing 1. NCBI's taxonomy places the organism in Eukaryota, Metazoa, Chordata, Aves, Coliiformes, Coliidae. The record is from RefSeq and is a predicted model, not a curated record. Bases 60 to 1721 code for a protein of 553 amino acids. The transcript is spliced from 5 exons.